Molecule: messenger RNA, 1011 nt
Organism: Coccomyxa subellipsoidea C-169
Lineage: Eukaryota; Viridiplantae; Chlorophyta; Trebouxiophyceae; Coccomyxaceae
Exons: 6
Coding region: 1-1011 (336 amino acids)
Source: RefSeq, a predicted model, not a curated record
AUGCCACCUGCCAUCUCUGACAUUGACUUCCUGUCAAAGUUGCCUCUUGCAAACCCAAGCAUGACUCAGUUCCCCGCUCCUAUCUGGCCGCAGAGUGACGUGCCCAACAAGCAGCAGAUAACAGAUGUAUCAGACAAGCUUGAGAAAUGGGGCGACGACAAUUACUGGGGAGAUGACUUGCGCAACAAGCAGAUUGUCAAGCUGGAGAGCAGGCUGGAGGAGGUUGCAAACGUAUUAGAGGCAUCAACGAGAAAGAGCGCCGGGUUGCAUGUGUUUGAAAUUCUGGGCAUCUUGGGGGUUGCCGGGUGCGUGGGCUGCGAUGUCAGGAGCUCGCCACUGCCACCAACGUCAUCAGAAGUGCCAGCAUUUGCGUCCAAGCUGCACUGCACACAUCAGGCACACGGCAAGGCAGAAGCUUCUGGCGAGCGGCCACAGCUGCUGCGGCGGCUGAUGGACAAUACAAGUCUCCCGCCACCGCCGCCGCCUUCGGACAGUCUAGAGCAGAUCAAUGCGCUUUCAGAAAAGCUCGAAAAAUGGGGAUUAGACAACUACUGGGGAGAUGACAAGCUGAUGAAGCGCCUAGACGCGGUGGAGAAGUUGAGCAAUGAAACAUCAGCCUUCCUUGAUCGCAUCGCGACUGAGGCCCGAGCACAUGACAGCCUGCCUCUUAGCAGCAACGGGCAAGUGAAGCCGGAAACUGUUGUGGUCACUGAGAGAUUAAGCGGCGCUGGAGCUGAUGUGCAGUCACUGAAUCUGGCAGAGGCGCUUGCAGCGCUCACAAUGUGCCAGAGCAACUUGGGCACUGUACUGCACCGAGAAGACACAAGCUCUGCUAGCACCAUCGACAUCGUUCAAAGCCAUGUGGCGUCCAAUGCUGAGGCAGCCGCAGCUUCCGAGGGAGAUUUGACAGAGAAGAAGAAAGCAAAGGUUGAGGAAGGACCUCCAGCCCAGGCCUUGGACAUGACAGCAGAUUUGAUCUAUGCAGAGGAUGGGUCACUGGGAGUGAAAUAG